Molecule: messenger RNA, 196 nt
Organism: Echinops telfairi (small Madagascar hedgehog)
Lineage: Eukaryota; Metazoa; Chordata; Mammalia; Afrosoricida; Tenrecidae
Product: U6 snRNA-associated Sm-like protein LSm5
Exons: 1
Coding region: 8-196 (62 amino acids)
Biological process (GO): mRNA splicing, via spliceosome
Cellular component (GO): U4/U6 x U5 tri-snRNP complex; U6 snRNP; Lsm1-7-Pat1 complex
Molecular function (GO): RNA binding
Source: RefSeq, a predicted model, not a curated record
CAUUGUGAUGAAGAGUGACAAGGAAAUUGUUGGCACCCUUCUAGGUUUCGAUGACGUUGUUAAUAUGGUAUUGGAAGAUGUCACUGAAUUUGAAAUCACACCAAAAGGAAGAAAAAUAACUAAAUUAGAUCAGAUUUUGCUAAAUGGAAAUAACAUAACAAUGCUGGUUCCUGGAGGAGAAGGACCUGAAGUAUGA